AUGCCAUGUGCCCAGAGGAGCUGGCUUGCACACCUUGGCGUCCUGGCUCACCUCCUUAGCUUUGGGGCGCUGGGCCAUGGGCGACAGCCUGAGGCGGGCGCAGUGCGCUUCCCCGACAGGAGGCAAGAGCGUUUUGUCCGGGCACUACCCGAGUAUCACGUGGUGGGGCCUGUCCGCGUGGACGCAAGUGGACGUUUUCUGUCUUAUGGCUUGAACCAUCCAACCACUACCACCACCAGCAGCAGCAGGCAGAAGAGGGAUUUGGAUGGCCGGGAGGAGCAGGUGUACUACAAACUCUCACACGAGGACAAGGAUCUGCUUUUUAACAUGACGGUUCAUCGCGGAUUUCUUUCCAGUAGCUACGUUGUGGAGAGGCGGUAUGGGAACCUCUCCCAUGUUACGAUGGCAGCUUCCUCCGCGCCCCCUUGUCAUCUCAGGGGCACAGUUCUGCAGCAGGGGACCAGCGUCGGGACCGCAGCCCUCAGUGCCUGCCACGGACUGACUGGAUUUUUCCAUCUACCGCAUGGAGACUUUUUCAUUGAGCCCGUGAAAAAGCAUCCACUGGCUGAGGGACAGUACCACCCACACAUCAUUUAUAGGAGCCAGAGGCACGGAGCUUCAGAGAUGAAGGAGGCAACUUGUGGACUAAAUGACAGUUCUGGCACUUUUCAAAAGCAAGAGCUACAGAGGGAGAAGUGGGAGAGGAACCACUUGCCAAGCAGAAGUGUCUCUCGACGUUCCAUCAGCAAAGAGAGAUGGGUGGAGACCCUGGUGGUGGCCGACACGAAGAUGGUUGAGUAUCAUGGGAGCGAGAAUGUGGAAUCCUACAUCCUCACUAUCAUGAACAUGGUCACUGGGUUGUUCCAUAAUCCAAGUAUUGGCAAUGCGAUCCACAUUGUAGUCGUUCGACUCAUUCUGCUUGAAGAAGAAGAGCAAGGUCUGAAAAUAGUGCACCACGCAGAGAAGACACUGUCCAGCUUCUGUAAGUGGCAGAAGAGCAUCAACCCCAAGAGUGACCUCAACCCUGCCCAUCACGACGUGGCUGUCCUUCUCACCAGAAAAGAUAUCUGUGCUGGUGUUAAUCGUCCCUGCGAGACUCUGGGUCUGUCCCACCUGUCGGGAAUGUGCCAGCCUCACCAGAGCUGUAACAUCAAUGAAGAUUCUGGACUUCCUCUGGCUUUCACCAUUGCCCAUGAACUUGGACACAGCUUUGGCAUCCAGCACGAUGGGAAGGAGAAUGACUGUGAGCCCGUGGGCAGACACCCGUACAUCAUGUCCCGCCAGCUCCAGUAUGAUCCCACCCCGCUGACCUGGUCCAAGUGCAGCAAGGAGUACAUCACCCGCUUUUUAGAUCGAGGUUGGGGUUUCUGCCUUGAUGACAUCCCCAAAAAGAAAGGCUUGAAGUCCAAGGUCAUUGCCCCAGGAGUGAUCUAUGAUGUUCACCACCAAUGCCAACUACAAUAUGGUCCCAAUGCUACCUUCUGCCAGGAAGUAGAAAAUGUCUGCCAGACCCUGUGGUGCUCGGUAAAAGGCUUUUGUCGCUCAAAGUUGGACGCUGCUGCCGAUGGGACAAGGUGUGGCGAGAAGAAGUGGUGUAUGGCUGGCAAGUGCAUCACAGUGGGGAAGAAGCCAGAGAGCAUCCCAGGAGGCUGGGGCCGCUGGUCCCCCUGGUCUCACUGCUCCAGGACGUGCGGGGCUGGAGUCCAGAGUGCAGAGAGGCUUUGCAACAACCCUGAGCCAAAGUUUGGCGGGAAGUACUGCACCGGAGAAAGAAAACGCUAUCGUCUAUGCAACGUCCACCCGUGCCGCUCAGAGGCACCCACAUUUCGGCAGAUGCAGUGCAGCGAAUUUGACACGGUUCCCUACAAGAAUGAAUUCUACCACUGGUUUCCUGUUUUCAAUCCAGCACAUCCUUGUGAGCUCUACUGUCGACCCAUAGAUGGUCAGUUUUCCGAGAGGAUGCUGGACGCUGUCACUGACGGGACCCCUUGCUUUGAAGGCGGCAACAGCAGGAAUGUCUGUAUUAAUGGCAUAUGUAAGAUGGUCGGCUGUGACUAUGAGAUCGAUUCCAACGCCACGGAGGAUCGCUGUGGCGUGUGCCUUGGGGACGGCUCUGCCUGCCAGACUGUGAGGAAGAUAUUUAAACAGAAAGAAGGCUCUGGUUACGUGGACAUUGGCCUCAUUCCAAAAGGAGCCAGGGACAUACGGGUGAUGGAGGUUGAGGGAGCUGGGAACUUCCUAGCCAUCAGGAGUGAAGACCCAGAAAAAUAUUACCUGAAUGGAGGGUUUAUCAUCCAGUGGAAUGGGAACUACAAGCUGGCAGGGACAGUCUUUCAGUAUGACAGGAAAGGUGACCUGGAGAAGCUGAUGGCAGCAGGGCCCACCAAUGAAUCCGUGUGGCUCCAGCUCCUGUUCCAGGUGACUAACCCUGGCAUUAAGUAUGAGUACACAAUCCGGAAGGACGGCUUUGACAAUGACGUGGAGAAGCUAGAGUACUUCUGGCAGUACGGCCGCUGGACAGAGUGCAGUGCUACGUGCGGGACAGGUAUCCGCCGCCAGACUGCUUAUUGCAUAAAGAAGGGACGAGGAGCAGUGAAGGCAACAUUCUGUGACCCAGAUACCCAGCCCAGUGCACGACAGAAGAAGUGCCAUGAAAAAGACUGCCCACCCAGGUGGUGGGCUGGGGAGUGGGAAGCAUGUUCAGCAACCUGUGGACCCCAUGGUGAGAAGAAGCGGACGGUCCUGUGUAUCCAGACUAUGGGCUCUGAUGAGCAGGCUCUCCCAGCUACAGAUUGCCAGCAUCUGCUGAAGCCCAAGCCCCUUGUAUCCUGCAACAGAGACAUCUUGUGUCCAUCGGACUGGACUGUGGGCAACUGGAGCGAGUGCUCUGUUUCCUGUGGUGGUGGCGUGCGCAUCCGCAGCGUGACUUGUGCCAAAAACAAUGAUGAGCCUUGCGAUGUGACAAAGAAGCCCAAUAGCCGAGCUCUGUGUGGCCUCCGGCAGUGCCCUUCUAACAGAAGAGUUCUGAAACCCAACAGAGAUAUACUCUUCACUGGGAAAAACUUACCACCAUCUGAGAAAGACCCCUCAAUAAUACCCCUCCCUCCACCAGCAUCCAGUCCCAGAACGCCAGCCAGUCCAAACACUGUGACUAUCAGGAUUCCCAGUCCUACCACAGCCUCCCAAGAAGAUGUGGAUUGGAAACAGUGGCAAAAUAGUUCAACCCAGCCUGAGUUGGGUUCCCAUUCCCUCAUUCCCACUGGAACUACUGCCCAGCCCACACUCACUUCGUUGGCCCUUAGUAUCCAGCCAAGAGAAGAGAAUGUUACCAAUUCAAUCACGGUUCUCACCUCUGAGGUAUACUUUGUACCCACAUCAGCAAGCAGUUCUGACUUUUCACCUUUCAGUAACACUGUGACUGAACAAGUGACUCCGUUCUACAGCACUUUGACCAAAGAGCCAGAAAUGGAGAUUCUUAGUGGCUCAGGAGAGUACAGUGAACAACCAGAAAACGAGGAAAACAACCCUGUAAUAUGGACAGACAGCAGAGUGCAUCAGAACAAUUCACCAGUGGUAGGAAGUACACAAAUACCACUUGAACCUCCACCAAUACCGCAUCUCAGGGAGGAGUCCUUGGGGCCACCCUUCAGCACAGUGAUGGAAGGACUACUACCCAGCCCAACCCCCACCCCCCUCAAAACAGGUACACCCAGAGUUCAGGGGAUAUCCACCACAAAUCCAGCUAAGACUCCGCUCCUUCUGCGAGGAGAUGACCAGCCAGCACCCUCGGGAGAGUCCAUAACCCAUAACCUUCUGGAAAUGCCAACCAACCUGAAUCUCACACAGAGUUCUGGGCAAGUCCUGACAGAGGAGGAUGCAAUGAGCCUCAUUGCUGAGGGGUUUUUGCUGAAUGCCUCUAGUUACAAGCAGCUCACGACGGAACACAGCUCUGCAUACUGGAUUGUUGGGAACUGGAGUGAGUGCUCCACCACGUGCGGGCUGGGGGCCUACUGGAGGAGCGUGCAGUGCAGCACCCGGAUGGACACAGACUGCGCGGGCACCCAGAAGCCAGACCCCGCCAAGAAGUGCCACCUCCGGCCCUGCGCCGGCUGGAAAGUGGGGAACUGGAGCAAGUGCUCCAGAAACUGCAGUGGGGGCUUCAAGAUCCGCGAGAUUCAGUGUGUGGACAGCCGGGACCACCGGAACCUGAGACCGUUUCACUGCCAGUUUCUGGCCGGGAUUCCUCCCCCUUUGAGCAUGAGCUGUAACCUGGAGCCCUGUGAGGAGUGGCAGGUGGAGCCCUGGGGCCAGUGUUCCAAGUCCUGUGGAGGCGGAGUUCAGGAGAGAAGAGUGUCUUGUCCUGGAGGCUUCUGUGAUUGGACAGAAAGGCCCAUGCCCACUGCACCCUGCAACACACACCCUUGCUGUCACUGGGCCGUAGGGAGCUGGAACCCGUGCACCAUUUCCUGUGGAGGUGGCCUUCAGAAGAGGACUGUCCAUUGUGUUUCCUCAGAGGACAAUACAACUGAAGACCAAGAGGGCUGUCUGUGUGAUCAUGAACCCAAACCUCCAGAAUUCCAAAAAUGUAACCAGCAAGCCUGCAGGAAGAGUGCUGAUCUACUUUGCACCAAGGACAAGCUGUCAGCCAGCUUCUGCCAGACCCUGAAAGCCAUGAAGAAAUGCUCUGAGCCCACUGUCAGGACUCAGUGCUGCCUCACGUGUCCGCAAACCCGCAUUGUUCACCCGCAGAGGCCAAGAAAGCGUCUGCCUCUCCGAAGCCCCCAGUCACUCUAA
Elephantulus edwardii (Cape elephant shrew) is the source of this 4794-nucleotide messenger RNA. RefSeq names its product ADAM metallopeptidase with thrombospondin type 1 motif, 12 (gene ADAMTS12). Gene Ontology annotation, biological process: proteolysis; extracellular matrix organization. Bases 1 to 4794 code for a protein of 1597 amino acids. Lineage: Eukaryota; Metazoa; Chordata; Mammalia; Macroscelidea; Macroscelididae. Gene Ontology annotation, molecular function: metalloendopeptidase activity. The record is from RefSeq and is a predicted model, not a curated record. Gene Ontology annotation, cellular component: extracellular matrix. The transcript is spliced from 24 exons.